Lasiosphaeria miniovina is the source of this 351-nucleotide messenger RNA. RefSeq lists its product as uncharacterized. The transcript has a single exon. The annotation marks the transcript as partial. The record is from RefSeq and is a predicted model, not a curated record. Lineage: Eukaryota; Fungi; Ascomycota; Sordariomycetes; Sordariales; Lasiosphaeriaceae.
GGCAUGAUUCCUUUUGUGGAUCCGGCCGUGUACAGGGGAAGCGUGACCAAAUUGGCAGCGCAGGUGCGGGACAUUGCCGUCAUGCACUUUAAGCUGCCGGGAUCGCUCCCGCACACGGACACGCACGCCCUCUGCGGUAUCAAUCACUACGAGGCGGUCAACGAUGCCAUUCAUACGUACACGGAGUUGAGCGGCGACGUUGUCCGCCAGCUCAAGGUGCGGUCUCACAAGUCGGGUGCCUUUACUGAGGAGAUGUUUCUGUGCCUCAACGACUUGGAGAAUGACGCUGCUCUCGGAGAGAUAGAGGAUUUACGUGACGACCCCGUCCACUACCAGCAGCACGGUUUCGAG